CUUUUUUUUGAGACUACAUCGGUGCAUCGUGGACUCUGUCUGGCAUCGCUGCUAUAUAUUUCAAUUAUAUUUAGUAGGACGUGUCAGGGGUUUACAGCUUCAAGUGUACUUGAAACAAAAUAAUUUGUAAAUAUUAAUGUAGGAAACGUUGUGACGUGUAAAAGAAAAAAAAAAACAAUCGUAUGAAACGUAACGAGAAAUUCGUGUUUCUUAGUUUUUAAAUACUUCGUUGAUUCAUUGGGAACUGUGCUCCGUACUUGUAUUUGUGAACGCUUGACUUAUUAAUGGUGAUUCCAUAACAAAUGUAUAUUUGCAUGCCGCAGUUAUGUGCUUCCAUUGUGAAAACAUAAUUGUUUUAUGGUGAUAAUAUGUCAAAAUCAAGCAUAAGGAAAAUAACGGUUGACCCUACGAAAUGUAAUACAGACUCUCGUCGACCAAGUGUAUUUGAGAGGUUGGGGACAAAACCAGCAGUCACUGCCGGCCAAAAUUCUUCGGAUUAUUGCAGAAACUGGGCAUUGAAUGGCAGUUGUUCAUAUGGGAAGAAUUGCAAAUAUGCAAAUACUCACACGUUAAUAAGUCCAUCAAAGCGUGCCAAGAAGGAUAAUGCUAUUGCGAGUACAACAGGACUUAUUGAGGAUCCGUUUAAAAGGCUUACUUCUAAGAUCGUAAAAAAGGCAUCGCACAGUCCUGAUUUAAAUCUAGAAGAGUGGAAUCAGACAGAUUUGGAGUACGAGGACGAGAAAGUGUUGGAAAGGCGUAGACAGCUGUUACAACGUGAACUGGAGUUACAAAUGAAGAAAGAUAAAGAAGUUCAUGGAAAGGACAAAGUGAGACAGAAGAAAAAGGCAAUGACGUCUUCCUCUAGUUCUCGUACUUCAAGUACAUCUAGCAGUAGUACUAGUUCUAGCAGCGAGGAUUCGUCUUCUAGUUCAACGUCAGAUUCACGAAAGAAGGUUAAAAAAAUUAAAUCUAAACGGCAUCAUAGUGGUUCCACAGAUUAUGAUGAAGAUAAGGAAAGACGAAGAAAAUUGAAAUUGAAAAGACUUGGAACGAAGAACGAGAAACCGGCAGUUAAGAAGAAACGCAAGUUUGAAAGUAGCUCUACGAAGAAAGACGUUACUGCUAGGUCAACAAAGAAGUAUACCUCUACAACAACAUCAAGGAAACAUUCUUCUACUCCUCGCACAAGAUCACCGGUAAUACAAGUGCCUGUAACGGUAACAGUCGCAACAACGGCAGUGUUAGGUUCCUCGGUAUCUGUACCCCAUCAUGGAACAACUAACAAAGUUCGAGAACGAAAUAGAAGCGAAUCUCCAAAAGCAACAAAAAAUCGAGACGUCGAUAAAGAGGACAGGCAUUAUAAAAAAGUACGAGACGUGGACGAAUUAUCGAAAGAUAACACUAAGAAUAAAUCUCUUGAGAAAAACAAGGAGCAGGAUAAAGAAAAAAAUCGUGCAAUAGAUGAAAAAAUGAAACCCGAUGAAAGGUUAAAAGUGAAAUGUAAAGACAAGGAAAUACGCUCCAGAACGCCACCGACGUCUGAUAGAUCGAAACAUCAGCAUUCGAAGGAAACAAUUUCGACGAAAACACGUCGUAGUCGUACGCCUGAAAAAUCGUCAAAAACAAGACAAGAGCCUCCUUCGUCAAAGACCCAAGACAGACAGAUUUCCACAAAUAGAUCUCGAGAUAUAGAGAAGAAAGAUCGCGAAUCGCAUAAAAAUGAGAAAACCAAAGACAGGGAAGAUAUCAGAAAAUCUGAACAAAGUAGUAAAACCAGACAAAUGCCGAGCCAAGAAGAAAAUCAUAGAAGAAUUGGUAAAGAAUUUGACGACAAAGCUUAUGUCGGUGAUAAAACACGGCAAAAAAGUAGAGAGAGACGUGAUAAAGACCAUACGAGGGACGAACGUGGACAUUCGAGGCUUGGUAGAGAUCAACGAGACCUUCGAGACAAGGAUAAAGAAGAAUUACCGGAACGAUGUCGCGAACGACAACGAGAGAGGGAUCGUGAACGUGAUAGAGAUCGCGAACGCGAUCGUGAAAGGGACAGAGACAGGGAUCGUGAUCGUGAACGUGAUCGAGACCGGGAUCGUGAUCGGGAUCGGGAUCGUGACCGUGACCGUGAUAGGGAUCGUGACCGUGAUAGAGACAAAGAAUCAAUAAAACCAAGGGAUAGAGAUGUCCCGCCUCUGGUUCCAACCUCCAUAAGUUUAACAGCGGAUAAGAAUUCCCGUUAUAGUCGGGACAAAGAACGGAUAGUAGGAAAGGAUAAUGCCUUUGAGAAGAAUGGUACUCGUGAACGUAGAAGCGAUAGAGAAAGGGAACGAUCUGAAACGAAAGCACUUUCUGAUCGAGAUAGAACGUCUACCCAACGAAUUGAUAAUAGAUACGAUAGAAGUACUGUUGAUAAGGAUGCGUCUACACGUAAAGCAGGUGUAAAUUCACCGAGAGAUCGCGUUGAUCGUUUCCCGCGUGAAAGGUCUUUGGACAGAGCAUCUUUGAUCGAUAAAAAUGUACAUAAUGUGCCACCGCCGUCGCAAGCAGCUUCUUUACCACCUGUUCAAUCCUCCAUAGCGUCUUCAUCGUCCUCGUCCGCGCCAGCUACUCUAUCAACGUCGCGUGAUAACUUAAUCGACAGAAUAGAUCCUGGACAUUAUGAUCGAGAAAGGCAUCGACGAUUUAGUACAAGGUAUGAUCGAACUCAUACAGCCGAACAUGAUCAGUCGCGUAUUACACCAACCAAAGUUGAUCGUUUGAUCGAAAGACGAGAGACUAGUCCACGGCGUACUAUCGAAAUAGAUAGAAAUUAUAACAGAAAUUAUGGUCGAUUGUCUGAGCAUUGGGACGAACAAGAGGAGGCGUCGACGCAUUUGGAUUACCGUGAGCAUCAUGUUCACGAAGACGAUAGAAGAAAAACUGCUGAUGGAAGAAGAUACGAUAGCCCGUUCGACGAAAGACGUGGGAUUCGCGAAGAAAGAUCUCGAGAAUCCAGAUACGUUGUUCAAGCAACGGAUAGGACAUCUUUCGAGGAUCAUCGACAUCAUCACUAUCAUCACAGACACCCACUCUACCCUGGAGAGAAAUUAAGGAGCAAUGCGUCGAUUCGAGAUGAAAAUGUUCCCAACGAUGAUUGGGAUAAUCAUCAUCGUGAUGUGGAACACAGCAGAGAACGAACUUAUGGGCCAGUUGACUGGGAGGAAAGAGAAUGGCGAGUAAGAGCAUUGUGGGAUAGCAGAGAUAGUCUUCCCCGAUCGGAAGUGCACGAUGACGACUGGAAUUCUCGAUAUGACAAUUCUGUAUCGGACUGGAAGUCAAGCGACACCCGAAAAUGGGAUAAUCAAUCCGUACAUAUACGUGGCCAUUAUAGAAACGAUCGAUCGAAGGAAUUAGAAAUAGGAGAAUCUACGUCGCAUAACAAAAGGAGAUCUUAUAAUAGUUCUGAAACUAGAGACGAGUGUACAGUUCAUACCUCCAAACAAGCAUCCCUGUAUGGUAGCAUGAAAGAAGAACCUAUCAAUAAAAAAUUAAUGGAACUCGCUGAAGGUAAAAUAUCUACAACUCGGGAGAAAUCUACCGACAGUUUUCAAAAGAAGACAUUGCCGAAAGAAAAAUCGGAAGUAAAAGAAACGGUUACGAGCGAACCAAAACGUUCUUGUAUCGAUGAAUCUUUGCAAACUCUUCAUACCGAAAGUGAUCUUAGUGAUAUUAGUGAUGAUCCAGACGAUAUACUAAAUAUGGAAGAUAUUACGGAUGUUGAUACGAGUAAGACACGGGCAAAUAAGAAAACUCCCGAUAUUAUACAACGGGAUGUCCAGUCAAUAACUCAAGAGGCAGAUCCAUCGUCACCCAAGGAAACUAUAGAAGAAACAGUUUUUAAUACUAAAGGAAAAGAUAACACAGACACGAUGUCAUUUAGAAACAUGGAAGACGAUAAUAUGGAAACUAUGGACUUUGAAGAAAUUUCCGACGGUGAACUGGAAGAGGACAUUAAAACCAGUGGUAAAGGUUUAGGCGAUGCUUUAGGUGUCGAUUGGGAAAGCCUCGUGAAAGAAACACAACCACGAAGAUCUGUAUCGUGCAAUCAAAAUGCUGAAAACCGUUGGCAGUGUAAAGCGAUUCUCCAUAGAAUUGGCGUUUCAGCGAAAUACGCAGGCGACGAUCUAAUGAAAAAAUUAACAAAAAAAUAUGGAAAAGAUGAUCACUCGGAAUUUUUUCUUCACAAUAUUGCAUUUAUGCACACAGCACUUGCACGGAAUCGUCUGUUACAUGACUUGAACAAUGAUAUAUUGCCCGCGGUCGAUGAUUUUCUGUAUAGGAAUGGCAAUGUAAAUAGUGAAGAGGAUUGCGAGGACGUGGAUUACGAUUUAGAAGUUCUGAGACCUUGUACAACUUUAUACGAAGAGGCAAAAUGUUUGUUACAACAAACUGUGUGAAAAGAACUUUUACUUGUAGGACAUGACUAACGAAAUUGCACUUCGCUGCUAUAUUAUUAGUAUAUUUUAGGGCAAAAGUGCACCGAUUUGUUAUUAUUCAGCUAAACUAGUUCAGCCUAUUUAUCUAUUUGCUACAACUAAUUUAGCCAUUGGUGAUGCAAUGUAGAAAAAAAAAUUAAAUUGAUACAGUUUUUUAAAUACGUAACUCUUUGAUUUACCAUAACUGAAUAUCCUUU
Molecule: messenger RNA, 4666 nt
Organism: Colletes gigas
Lineage: Eukaryota; Metazoa; Arthropoda; Insecta; Hymenoptera; Colletidae
Product: zinc finger CCCH domain-containing protein 13-like
Exons: 10
Coding region: 369-4430 (1353 amino acids)
Cellular component (GO): RNA N6-methyladenosine methyltransferase complex
Molecular function (GO): metal ion binding
Source: RefSeq, a predicted model, not a curated record